Drechmeria coniospora is the source of this 1002-nucleotide messenger RNA. RefSeq lists its product as uncharacterized. NCBI's taxonomy places the organism in Eukaryota, Fungi, Ascomycota, Sordariomycetes, Hypocreales, Ophiocordycipitaceae. The record is from RefSeq and is a predicted model, not a curated record. Bases 1 to 1002 code for a protein of 333 amino acids. The transcript has a single exon.
AUGAACGACCAACCCUCGUGGCUGGCUGAGCCACGACGGCCGUCGCCGCAAUGGAUGGCGGCAUCGUCCUCUCCAUCGUCGUCGUCUUCGUCGUCACGGGUAGACGUCGAGGGACCGCGGCCCCCGCCGUUGAGCGUAUCCGAACGGCAACAUGGUGCGUCUCCGGAUACAACGACAAGGUCCUCGCGCCGGCGCCAUGGUAGGCACCACCUCCGCCACCAUCAAACCCGCCACAACCACCACCACCACCACUACCCUCCCUCUCACGAUCCUUCACCCACCACCACCAACACCAACACCAACACCAACACCACCACCAACGCCUCCCCCUCUCUCUCUUCCGUCUCCCCUCGGCCUAUGGAAGCGCUCGUCCGAAAUCUCGGCAAGCAAACACUUUGGUCAGGGGAAGAGGAGGGGGGGGCGGCAUCCGACGAGAGGCAAGAUGGCACGCCAGAGCACAGUCGCAUGGCCAUCGACGUCGACUCCGACCCCGACCCUGCUGACGCGCGCCAUUUGCUUCCCGUGCCUCGCAGCGUAGAGAUGAUGCGCCUACGCCGCAUGCACUCCCGUCGUGAACCGUCGCGGCCGACUCGUGUCCGGCAUGCCGGCCGCAGGCCUCAUCCGCCCCCCGCCGUGCGACGGGAGACGAUGCGGCCCAGCGUAGACCACGUCACCGAGGCUCUUCCGACCCCGUCGCACAACCAGCCGCCCAUCGAGGUCGAUCCGAUGGAGGACCCUACUUUCCCCGGACUGGAACCCGAUGAGGGCUUCGGCGACGGUCCCGACAACGUGUCCUGGCUUUCGGAUGGCCGCAUAUUGGUCGACAGCCAGUCCGACGUCCUCGGCGGCAACGGCAUCUUGCACUUCCGCUCCUCGGCCGAGACGGCCCUGCAAUGCUCCGUGGUUGUGCAGAAGCACGCGCGAAUGCGAAGGAGACGACAGAGGAAGCGUGAGACGGCCUCGCGCGCCUCAUCGGUCAUGCCUACCGACGACGGGACGUGA